Onthophagus taurus is the source of this 1063-nucleotide messenger RNA. NCBI's taxonomy places the organism in Eukaryota, Metazoa, Arthropoda, Insecta, Coleoptera, Scarabaeidae. The record is from RefSeq and is a predicted model, not a curated record.
ACGUUUCAAUUUAUAACCACACCUUCGUUGUUUACACCCAAAACCUGAAUCAUCGUUUUAAUAACUUCUUAAUAACUUUAAUUUUUUUAUUUUAUAAAGAUUUAAUCAAAAAUGAGUUACGGAAUGAAAUCGCCAAGCCACGGAACUCCGAGCGUUUAUUCGCACGUCACCACAAGAAGUAGCGCAAAUUUACGAAGCAGUCGCAGCAUAAAAUCGCUAAAAGUGCCUUGGUAUCAUAAACCGAUCAUAGAAAAAUCGAUUUUCUUAGAUGUGCAACGUAGCUGUAUGGUUACAGCGGUUUUUUCGCUGCUUUUAUCGAUUUUUACGAUCGUUACUGGGAUAUUCGAUAUUUAUUGUUAUGCGAUGGCAGCCCCUGGAUCAACACAUUACGGUUAUUAUUUGAUUUCGUACGAAUUCGUUUAUGUUGGAAAUAGACAUGUGAGAAAUGCAUUGAAUAUGUUUGCCGUUUUUUCCGUUUUAUUUGGAAUUGCAGUUUUUAUAACCAGCAUUAUGUUAAUUGUUGCUUUAAGACAGGAAUAUGAGAAACGAAUGGUUCCUUGGUUAGUGGCGUUUUUAAGCUUUACAAUUCUCCGAUUUUUGGCCUUUUUAUUCUUUGCGUUUGUAAACGACUUAAUAUUCGCCUACAACAUUUUUAUGGUCAUUCUAUGGAUCACUUUCUUUUUGUUAUCCGUUUAUGGAUGGUUGUUGGUUUAUUCGUUUUACAUCGAAUUGAGCGAUAUUUCGAAAUUGGAGGAUUUGGCUAAUUUGCGGCUUAGAGAAAGAUAGCAAAUAAUGGGUAAGAUUUAUGUUGAGAGAAUUCGCUAACAUGGUCACUGCUUUUUUAGGAAAAAUUCAAGAAUGAUCAUAUUGCUUAAAAAUCGACGAUUUUUUUUUAAUCAAUAUCAAAUGACCAAAAAACAACGAAAAAUCAUUUUAAAGUUUUGAUGUGACGACAAUGUUAACCUAAGACUUAUAUACAGGGGGUUUUAAUCUAAAUCAUCUGAAAGAGGAUUAAAAAUCCUUUAAAAUGAGCCCAAACACGACAUAUUUAUCUUAAAAAAUA